Molecule: messenger RNA, 4487 nt
Organism: Argiope bruennichi
Lineage: Eukaryota; Metazoa; Arthropoda; Arachnida; Araneae; Araneidae
Product: IDLSRF-like peptide
Exons: 4
Coding region: 142-741 (199 amino acids)
Molecular function (GO): protein binding
Source: RefSeq, a predicted model, not a curated record
CACCUGUGCGCAGCCUACCGAAUCCUUUCUAUUAGAUAUCAUCUUCGGCAAUAGCUUAUCUCCCAGACAUCUGCGAAGCCGCUCUGCUCCGGAUUUUCUCCAGUUUUCCUCUGAUCCGGAAAAUUAUUCCCUCGCCUGACCAUGAGCUGCUUACUCAAUGUCCUACUCUUCGUGUUUGUGGGGUUGGCCAAAAGCGCACACCUGAUAGAUUUUUCGAACGUGUUGCACCGAAAUUUAGGGAAUGUGAAAAGGGAAGAUCUGGAACGGUGCCACCCCACGCAGCCCUUCCGCUGCCCGGGAGACAAAACCAUCUGCAUCUCCAUCCAGUACCUCUGCGACGGCGCAUCCGACUGCCCCGACGGAUACGACGAGGACCUCAGGCUCUGCACCGCCGCUAAGCGCCCCCCUGUCGAGGAGACGGCCAACUUCUUGCAGGCUUUGCUGGCCAACCACGGGCCCAAUUACCUGGAAAAACUAUUUGGAGCCAAGGCUCGCGACGCUCUCGCGCCCCUCGGAGGAGUCAACAAAGUGGCCGUGGCCCUCUCUGAAAGCGAAACCCUGGACGACUUCGGCAAAGCUCUGCACCUGAUGCGUUCGGAUUUGGAGCAUCUCCGAAACGUGUUUAUGGCAGUGGAGACAGGCGAUAUGAGCCUCCUCAAGUCCCUCGGCAUCCGGGACUCGGAGCUGGCCGACGUCAAGUUCUUCCUCGACAAGCUGGUUAGCACUGGCUUCAUGGACUAGUUCUCCACAGCGAGUUAUCGAGGAGCAACUCAAGUGGUUAACAAAAGACGGUACCGCUGCAUCGAAAAUUGAUUGAGAUAUAUAUCCACUUCCUUCGUUUUAUGUAAAAUUUUCUUUAUUAGAAUCCGUUGUUAUGUAGCAUUCAUGAUUCAACUGUAUUGACACCAAAAAAAUAUAAUUAGUAACUAAUAAAAAUAAGUGCAUACAUCGUUUUCACAAGGUUCACACAUUAACUCUAAAUGCUAAAUAAAUUUUUUUUAAAAGAUGUAUAUGGCCAAAAUGAGAGAAUAUGUAUAUACAUUUUUUAAUGUGUACAUUUCACUGCUAUUUAAAAGAGAAAAAAAAAUCGUUUUCUAUUUUCAAAAAUCAAAACUUUUAAUCUAAUCAUAUACAUUAUUCAACCUGUCAUUCAAUAAAGAAAACAAAAAGUGUUAUAAAAUUAAUAAAAAUAUUCAAAUAUGAAUGACAGAAAUAUGAUGAUCAAUUUUUUUCAUCAUACAAAUGGCCAUCACAAUUUUAAAGAUAUAAUAAUUCUAUAUGUAAACAUAGAUAUCAAUAAUUGGCAACAUGGCUGCCAUUCAUGCAUAGUAACUACUAAUUAUUGUUACAAACAUUUGGCUUCAUCAAAUGCUACAUAACACAGUUUCGAGUGUUUAUGUAUUUGCCACAUACAAUAUACAUAUACACAAAAAAUAUACAUUCCUUUAAUCAUAAAAAAAAGAAAUUUUACCCUAAUAUUGAAAUAUAUCCCUUUUUUCCAGUAUAUAAUUAUAUAAGCAUGAAGCAGAAAUGACUUUAUUUCCCAUUACAAUAGAAACAUUACUGUUAGUUAUAAUCUUCUAAGAGUGAUAAUAUACUCAAAGGUAUGUGCGAAUACUCGAAAGAACAGACUUUGCAAGGACAACAUAUCGUUUUGAAAAAUAAUCAUAUUGGAAUAUAUUUUUGAAAAAAAUAAUUUUUUUCUCCCUGCUUGAGCAAGCACAGGAAUGCUACAUAUCACAGAAAUAUAUUUAGGUAAUGCAGCGAACCCUUACUGGGGCUGUUGGUUUUCUUCUCUAUUUUCAGACGGUUUUUAUCAUAAAUAAAAAUAAUGAAUUUUUAUCAUAAAUAAAAAUAAUGAAAUAAAUUCUGAGCAUUUAAAAUUUUAUACACACUGGUUUUUAUAAACGAUUUUUAAAAUCUCUAAUCAACCAAUUUAUUAAAUUCCAAAUCAAAAUUUGGUUGAUUUAAAUAAAAUUUUAGAAUAAAUAGUUUGCCAAACGGAAAAAAAAAAAAUCAUGUAUCUUCAAAACUUUUUUUUAGUUAUAUUUCUUAAUUCAAGAUUAUGUUAAGAAAUUUUUAAAAAUUGUUUAUCAUUUUCUAAUUGAAAUUAAAUGUACUAUAUUUCAUAAAAUACCUAAAAAUAUUCGAAACGUACAGAAAUAACCAUCUUUACCAAACAUAUAAUUUUUUUUAAAAAUCGUUUGGAAAAGAAUUUUUUCCAAAUAUGCGAUUCAAAAAAAAAUUAUUUUUUUAAAAAAUCGUUUGGUUUUUCACUAACUACAUUUUCGAAUAUUAUCUUCAUAAAUGUCCGAUGAAUAAUUUUUGAUAGCCCUAGUAAGAAAAAGCUAAUUGCCACAUUUUAUAAACUUUUCUACAACUGGCUUACGCACAAAUCUACAAAAUAUUGAAGUAAAUACUGAUUUUAUCAGUUUUCCUAGAAUUCUCGUAAAAUCAUCAUUUACUGAAUCUGUGUGUAUACAGUUAUAUUUGUGGUAAAGAGCUAAAUGUAUAAAAUAUGUGUAUCUAAGCGUGAAAGUUAAUAGUUAGAAUGGUGCAUGAAGCUUUGUUAUGGAACAAGGGGUUAACUAAUAAUAUGCAUGCAAAAAGAAUCUAAAAUAAAAAAAUUUAAAAAACUACAUAAAUGAUAGAUGUCAGUAAAGUUAGACAGAAAUAAAUUAACAUUUCAGCAUCCAACUGCAUGAAAACUAAUCAACUAAAAGUUGAUUAGUUUUGAAUAAUUUUAACUUCAUAUAUUGAGGAAAUAAAUGGAAUUAUAUUACAAUGUAAAUCCUGAUUCAUGAAUACAAAAAAAUCUAAUCAGUUAUUCAUUGAUCAAAAACAGAAUUUUUUAAAAAAAAUUGAAAUUAAUACAAAAUAAAUUAGUGAAUGUGUAUAUAAUUAGGAAACCCACAUGUAUCCAAAGAUUAUUUGAAUGUAGCUGAGCAAUAUUUUUAUUUGCUUCUAGGAAAACAAGCUUUAAAAUUCUUAUAACAUUAAAUGUGUACAAAUAUAUAUAUCUGUAUAAAAAUCCCUUUAAAUCCAUCCAAAAUUUAGAAUAGUUCUUCCCUUUUUACAUUUCUGUCUUGUUCAUGAGUCAUAUCUGUCCAUUUUAUUACAAUUAAUCGACAACACAUAUCAAAUAUUACGAAUUUUUCUUGUACGAUAAUUUCACAAAACCAAAGAAAUUAAGACAACUAUGUAAUUUGAUAAAUAUUUUAGAAAGAAUCAAAUUGUUUUUACCAAAGUGAAACACAAAUAGUUUGCAAUUAUUUUAUAAUCAAAUAUUAGUGUUUAUUCGAUUAGAAACAUUUGAUGUCUUUAAUUUCAAACAUUAAAGAAAUUUACAAAUGGACAUAAGCCUGGAAAAUUCAAACUUAUAAUUCUAAUUUAUUUCCUUUUUUUACUUGAGAAAGCCAGGGUUCGUACAUAAUUCUAAUAGUUGAUGUUUGGAAUAAUAUUAUAGGACAUGAUUAAAAAACAAUUUAUAAAUGAAAAGGGACUAAAUGGAUGAUAGUUCAAAAAUUAUAUACUCUAAUUUCAGAAUGGAACUAAUUUUUUAAAUGUCAAAAUAAAAUUAUUAUUCCAGGCUAUAGAAUUCCAGCACAUUAUAAAAAAAAGAUCAUCCUGAAAGAAAUUUUAAAAUCAUAUAACACUCAUAUUAUUAGAAGUUGUCAUAAAAAGUAUAGUACUGGAAAUGUUGCUGAAAGAAAAUGAUCAAAUAAAUUAUAAAUUUCAAUAACUUAGAGGGGGCAUCAAAUCAAAAUUAUAUAUUUUUUUAUUUUAAAUUCAAAUGAGUACGAACCCAUCUUUGCACUUAUGAAGAAAGAAUAUGGUGUAGAGAAUAAAUGUUCUUAUCCAUUUUGCAAUCAAUUUUAUUAAUUUCAGAAUUGGGACAAAGGUUUUAAAAAUAAUUGAGAAAAUAAUUUGUUUAUUAAAAAAAUAUAUUAAUAGUAGAUUUCUAAAUAAACAUACAACACAGUUUUUUUUACACAAAAACAGACUUUAUUCAUUUUAUUACAAUGAAUAAAUAUAUAAAUAUCUAACAUGUAAAUGCAUGUUUGAAGUACAUAUCAAUACAGAAAAGGAAGUCUUUAAAUAGUGUGCAAAUGAAAAAAAAUGUGCACCUUAAACAUAAUUUUAAAACACAACAUUGAAGAAAUAAUAAUGAAAAGAUGAAGUGUGAAUUAUUUCGGUAUUCGCACAUCCCUCAAGAAGUAUGUAUUGCAUAAAUACUGAAUAAAUAAGCAUAGUUUUUACUUUAGUCACAAUGUUAGUUACUGUAGAACUUGCACACUGUCAUAUGUAAGUGUACUGUGUAUAUAUGCCAGAGAAUAUUAACUUCUGUUCAAAAAAAAAAUGAUUUGAUUCACUGUUCUCUAUAAAUAUAAUAAUAAAAAAAUGUUUGUUCUUGCUUUUACAAGCCUUUUAAAUGUAAAAGUUAUUCAAUACUUAAAAUAUGUAUGAAUAAAGAAUUUUAUCUGUUA